AUGCGCAGCGUGCCCUGCACCAGCACGGUGCUGCCGAGUUUCACCUGCUCCUUUAGCAGUGCGGCGGGAAAGUUGUCGCCCAUGCAGCGAAUAACAAUCAGCUCCUUCUCCGACUCUGCCGAGGUAGGUGCUGCUGCUGCGGCGGCGGCGGCGGCGACGGCUGGGUCGCCUUCUGCAGGGGCGGUGCUGUCGCCAGACACCUCCAGUACGUACUGCGUCACCGCCAUGGCGCCAAGGAAGCCGUGCUGCACGUCAGCGAUGCGACCAAGCAGUACGGUGUUGCUGCCGGCACGUACGUGCACCGACAUCGCGUGUGCCUCCACCGCGGCAGGCGGCGCGGCCUUCUGGAGCAGCUCCGGUAUCGCGGCUGCCUUCAGCGCGUCGCUUGCUGACACACUUCGGCUAUUACCUGUGUUUGGGUCGUCGCAAUCGCCCCUGCCUUCUUCCGUCCCACUGCCACCGUCACCGUUAAGCGCAGACUUCGGCACGUACAUCGCUGACUUCCGCUGUGUCUCGUACAGAGCGUGCAUCUGGGCAUCCGUAAGCUCUUCCCCAUCAUGUGCCGUCUCAACAUGGUCAAGGAGGGCGUCUAGCAGGCGAAAAGACGGAACUGCAUCAUCGCCGGAACAGUGGUGCCGUCUCUCGGCGCAAAGGGGACAGGUGAAGCGGCGCUGCGUUGCUGACCGCGCCAGGCUCGGCCGUGAGGCAAGCUGUUCGUUGGUAAGCACACUCCUCGCCUUAUCACCCUUGUGUUUGCCACCAGCAUCAGCAGAAGCGAGAGCGGGAUUGUCGAUGUCGUCUCCAUCCUGUGCGGCCUGCAGCUGUGCCGUGAGCUCCUCCUGCGGAAUGAACGGGUUGACGGGCUCGUUUUCCAGCUCCUGCAGCACGGCAUUGGGAGAAUCGCCGAAUGGGUUCGGGUAG
Messenger RNA from Trypanosoma grayi, 921 nucleotides. RefSeq lists its product as hypothetical. The record is from RefSeq and is a predicted model, not a curated record. The transcript has a single exon. The coding region runs from base 1 to 921 and encodes 306 amino acids. NCBI's taxonomy places the organism in Eukaryota, Euglenozoa, Kinetoplastea, Trypanosomatida, Trypanosomatidae.